Molecule: messenger RNA, 644 nt
Organism: Gryllus bimaculatus (two-spotted cricket)
Lineage: Eukaryota; Metazoa; Arthropoda; Insecta; Orthoptera; Gryllidae
Source: the annotation of a GenBank genome assembly
GCGAGCGCGAGCUGCUGGAGGGCCACGCGCAGGCCAACGCCACCGAGAUGGACAACCCUCGCACGUGGGUGGCCUCGUCGGUGCUGGAGCUGCCGCUGGCCCGGGACAUGCACCGCUCGCCGCUGCGCUGCGUGGCGCUGCACGAGUCCUACUCCGCCAAGGCAGAGGACAUCACCGUCUUCCUGGACGUGCGAUACCCGCCGGAGGUGAAGCUGCUGGGCGCGCCGGUGGGCGACCUGGAGGAGGGUCUGGACACCGUGGAGCUGCGCUGCGCCGCCGACGCCAACCCGCCCGCCAAGGUCAUGUGGCGGCGCGCGGGGCGGCCCGAGGUGGCGGCGGUGGACGAGGUGCUGGCGUUCCGGCCGCUGGCGCGCGCCCACUCCGGCGCCUACUCCUGCCAGGCGCACAACGCGCUCGGCUCCAGCCAGCCGCUCUCCGUCGACAUCGACGUCAAAUACAUACUAGUUGGAUACCAUGCCACUGUUUUAGCGUUGUUGGCAAACAAAAACAAUAUUGUCAUCCAUUUAAACAUAAUGUUUUUUUCAAUAAAUUUCAUUUUUUCUAUAAAACAUAUUAACAAAAGAGUGAAUUUAUUUAGUACUUUUUUGAAAAUUCUAAUAAAAAUGUUAGAACAUCCAAAUUAC